Molecule: messenger RNA, 486 nt
Organism: Rotaria sordida
Lineage: Eukaryota; Metazoa; Rotifera; Eurotatoria; Philodinida; Philodinidae
Source: the annotation of a GenBank genome assembly
AUGUCUUCUAACAAGAAUCAAAAAUGGUCAUCUCCAGUUUCGCUUACGAAACUUUUUUCUCGUAUUACACGUACACUUUCAUUUUCAUCUAAGAAACGGCAACAAUCAUUGAAGAAAACGAAUAAAGUCUGGUCAAAGCCACAAUCGAUUCCAACGAAUACUUUAUUCGCUCCAAAAAGUGUUCCUAUUAUUCGUCGUCAAGCACCACAACUCAUUGCACAAAUUCUUUACAACGAUAAUAGUCGACCAGGAAAUUGUUAUCAACAAGCUAUGCAUGUAAAUAUGUAUAACAAGAUUAAUUUCGAAGAAAAUGAUGAUGAUGAUGAUGAUAACUAUUCUCGCUAUUCACUUCAACCUAAUUUAUCACUUUUUAAUAUUAGCUCAGAUAAUCUUCAUUAUCAACGAGAAGAAUGUUAUGAACAAAUUCCUCAACAACAAAAUUGGCUAGACAAUAUUUUUCACUCAACCAAAAUUGAACAUUCUUAA